CGGUGGAGCCUAUCUCUUAACAAUUUGUGGAUCCACACCAAAAUGUAAUGGCUUCUUCCUUAUAGGGUCAGAGGCAUGAAAACAAUCUCCGUAAAAGUUCGGGUGAUUCGAGGAUUUGGAUUGAAGAGACGAGGAGGGGGUGGUGGGGUGAAGUGGGAGGUCUCUGGGGAUGAAAACGGAAAGCAGCCAGGUGAAGCGGAUCUCGGACAAGCGCUUGUCAUGAGCACAGCUCCGUUCCGGCGCCGUUGGAGAAGGGAGCAGACCGAGUGAGGAGCCAUGAUGGGACGCGGGAUGGGAAGAUGUUGGAAUCUUCCAGAAGGCACUUUGGAAGGAGGAUGCUGCACGAAAGGGGGCUCCUCGGAUUCCCACCACAUCCCCAAAAAAGUUCUCUGCGUCAGCCUCUCAGCUUCCCUGCUCCUUAUCCUCCUGGCCCUCGGUUUGACUGGCCACCUUGAGUUGCCGCAACAUCGCUGGCAGUCUUCACAGGCUGUCCGAUUCACCGCUCCAGACCCGGCAGGGGUCCUGCUCCUCAACCAGUCUGCAGUCGUGGACCAGCAGAACGGCCUCGUGACCUUUUCUGUGACCGCACGGGCGAAUCAGACGUCCACUGUGCUCUUUGACAUGAAACAUGGCUUGGUAUGUUACCAGCCGGUCCACCAGGAGAGCUGCUUCCUGCAGACCAUGGAGACAUGGGACUAUGAGAAUGUGCACUCCCUUCUUCAAGCAUCGGUACACAAGCAGAAUCCGUUCCAGCUUUCUCCAAACGAGACCCGCCGGCGCACGGAGUUCUUGGGAGUCCUGCCUGCUCGUCAGACUGAUGCCUCUACCUUGGAAGAGCCUCUGAAGCUUCUGUGUCAGGAUAAGACUAUUCACUGGACCAAGAGGGCUGAAGGGCCGGGCAAACAGCGGCUGGUCUAUUUCUGCAUCGACAUAUGCUUUCCCAACAACAUCUGCGUGUCUGUUUGCUUUUACUACCUACCGGAGUAAUUCUCUUCAACAAUCAUCCUGGAAAAAAAAGAUUAGGAGGAGAAACUUUUUUUU
Molecule: messenger RNA, 1041 nt
Organism: Hippocampus comes (tiger tail seahorse)
Lineage: Eukaryota; Metazoa; Chordata; Actinopteri; Syngnathiformes; Syngnathidae
Gene: bricd5
Product: BRICHOS domain containing 5
Exons: 6
Coding region: 277-987 (236 amino acids)
Source: RefSeq, a predicted model, not a curated record